This is a messenger RNA of Antrostomus carolinensis (chuck-will's-widow), 1501 nucleotides long. It is a transcript of the gene POLDIP3, whose product is annotated as DNA polymerase delta interacting protein 3. The coding region runs from base 224 to 1189 and encodes 321 amino acids. Gene Ontology annotation, cellular component: nucleus; nuclear speck. Lineage: Eukaryota; Metazoa; Chordata; Aves; Caprimulgiformes; Caprimulgidae. Gene Ontology annotation, molecular function: mRNA binding. Gene Ontology annotation, biological process: poly(A)+ mRNA export from nucleus. The record is from RefSeq and is a predicted model, not a curated record. The transcript has 8 exons.
CACAAGGCCAGUGUUUGGAGGUGUAAGAUCUCGCAUUGGAAUCCAGCAAAAUCUUCUGAACAGAUCAUCACCAGCUGUCAGUUUCCAGCGGACAUUCGAUGCCCGGCAGAGGAUAGGGCUCACUGAUGCCCGACACAAACUGGGGGUUAAAGAUGCCCGUGAAAAACUGGUUCAAAAGGACGCUCGGUUCAAAAUCAAAGGGAAGGUGCAGGAUGCUCGAGAGAUGUUGAAUUCCCGUAAACAGCAAAGUGUUGCUGCUGAAAAGGUGACCAAAGUGGUGGAUGCCAGAGAGAAGAUCAGCUUAAAAAGGAGCACUCCAGCUGCUAUCAGCCCAACUAUGGGGACAGUAAAUCCAGCCAUGAAAAUCACCAAAACUAUCCAACAGAAAGCUCCAGUUCCUGGACACUCUCAUCCCGCAGGAAUGAGGAUUAACGUGGUGAACAACCAUACACACAAACAGGGUCUGUAUGACAUGGAAGAUGAUGAUGAAAGUGUCUCUCCCCUUACAAGCAAACAGAUGAAAAUGACCACGGCAAACAGUUUCCUGCACAGUGCGACUGGGCUGAGUGGCAAUAAAUUCUCUCUGUCCAAGACUGUCCCCCUGACUAAAGUGGUCCAGAAUGAUACAUACACAGCUCCACCUGCACCUCCCUCUCCUAUGCGGACAAAGGCCUUGACAAACAUGUCCCGGACUUUAGUGACUAAGGAGGAGCCUCCAAAAGAACCGGCACCUGUUGAGCUGGCGUUCAGUCCUUUGGAAGGCACAAAGAUGACUGUAAACAAUCUGCAUCCUCGAGUCACAGAGGAAGACAUUGUUGAGUUAUUCUGUGUGUGCGGCGCUCUGAAGCGAGCCCGGCUGGUGCACCCUGGGGUGGCUGAGGUAGUGUUUGUGAAGAAAGAAGAUGCUAUCACAGCGUAUAAGAAAUACAACAACAGGUGCUUAGAUGGUCAACCAAUGAAAUGCAAUCUUCAUAUGAAUGGGAAUGUCAUCACCUCAGACCAGCCUAUAUUGCUCCGAUUGAGUGAUACACCUUCAGUGAAGAAGGAAGGGGAGCCACGUCGGUCAAGUGCAAGCGCCUCCUCAAACCCCCCAGCUGAGGUGGACCCUGACACUAUCUUGAAGGCACUCUUCAAAUCCUCAGGGGUCUCUGCCUCUGUGCAGCCCACAGAAUUCAAAAUUAAACUCUGAGAAGGGGGGAUGAGCAGUGGACUGGAAAACUUAAGUUGGGGAAUGAGAAAGGUGCAGGAGUGCAGAUGUUGUUUGCAUUUACCUGCCUUGAUUUUUUUUGUUUUCUAUGAUCGCUACCAUACUGUACAAUAGUGUUUCCUCUUGUGUGUGUACUUUCUGUUUUCAUAGUUGGAGUUUUCUUCCAUGAUCUUUUUCCUAAAAGAAUAACUUCCCCCUUCUGCCAGUAAUGUGUUACCAAGCAUAUACCAUGUAACUCCCUCCUUUACUCCAAAGACCCUAGUGACCAUUAAAAGUGCACAUAGACUUUGAGGG